AUGACAACCCUCAUAGCGAGGGUUGCUGCACACGGCGAGGAGGAGAGACCAACCUCGGCGAACAAGGAGGCGGAACAGCUCCGGGAGGAGCUUAGGACCAUGAGGAUCACGGUCAGGAGCCCCGAAGAAAAAUUGGCGGCCAAGGAGAUCGAUGCAGGACCAGCACCGGUACCGCAAAUUGCGGCGUUAACUUACGCGCAGGCCGCCAAAAAGAGUGGAGUCUCAUCGAUGAAUGAGGACACUCGACCAGGCCCCUCAAGGAAAAAGAAAAGGGUGAUACAAAUGAAGGCCGUGGACGGCUCCUUGAGCUCCUCCAGGGAGGCGGCGGAGAGGGGAUCCAAAAGCGUAGUCCCGUCUUUUGACGACACUAUGCCAAUGGAUGCCCCCCCUCCCGUCAUGAGGCCUUCUAUCGGAGGGGUGAGGAAGAAACUAGAUGAUGAUCUAGCCAAGCUCAACCUCAAGCCUGAGGAGGAAGCGACGUAUAAGGUCCUCUCUAGAGGAAUCGACUACUUCCUCCAAUGUCGAGAAAAAGUAAAGGCGGAUAGAGGAUCAUGGGUUCCCGAUGUGGAAGAACUAAUUCAGGUCCUCGGUCCCCUCUCGGCCUCGGCCCCUACGACUGGAAAAGCGCGUGAUGACCCGGUCGGGGAAGGGAGUGCUGGAAAGAACAGGGACCUAGCCCCAGUCCUGAAGGAGAUCAACAGGAGGGCGGAGAGGAAGAGGGAGAAGAGGAGCAGAAAGGCAGCCCGAAGGAGAGAGAAGCUGCGGCAGGAGCAACAGCUCAGGAAGGAGAUACGGAAACCUAUAGUCCAACAAGGAGGGGGAAACAGGGCCUCCCCCUUCCGGAAAGUGGAAGAGACUCCUGUUAAAAGAGGGGAACCAAAAGGCCCUACGCAGGACAAGCGUAGAGGAGGGAAGGGAGGAGCUGGCCGAACAUCAGGCCAGAAGCAGGAGACUGAAUUCAUGGUUGAGGCCAGGCGCCGGAUAAAGCCUAAAGAAGUUGGCAUACCGGGUGCUUUGAAAAUUAGAACGGCCCGUACCGGGGCCUUACUUAUUGAGAUGCCUGGCCUCAACGCAGGGCCCUCCGCCGACCGGUUCGCCGAGGAACUCGGCAAGCUGGCGGCGAAGAAGGGCCCCGGCUACAGCGUCCAAAGGCCGGUGAAGACCGCAGCACUGCGGCUCACCGGCCUGGACGCAACGGUCGGGGUCGAGGAUGUGACGGCCGCUGUGGCUCUCGCUGGGGGCUGCCCACCCACGGACGUGUCCGGGAGUGAGCUGCAAUUCACCCAGCGAGGAACCGCCAGCCACGGCUGUGGUGCGGUGCCCACAGAAAAGGAAGAGGGAGGCUCAGAGGAAGCGGCAGCCCGGAACCAGGAACAGCCCCCCACUUCGGAAGGGACUAGGGGCGAGGAAAGGGAGGAGGCCAGACCGGCUUCCUCCCGUACGCGGGAGGAUAUGAUUGUGGAGGCGGCUUCCAGCCGCACCCUGGACCCCACCACCCCGAUGGAGGAGGAGCCGCAGCCGCAGAGGGGGAAAAGGAGGAGGACCGCCAUGGAAGCGGUCCCCCCGGCGGCGUCAUCGGUGCACCAGGAACCUGAGAAGGAGGAUGAGGGAACUGAGUCACCGGAGAGGACCGAUAAGGUGAGGAGGGUGGAGGUCGUUGAGACCCCACUCCCAACAACUUUAGACGGAGAGCCGGAGGACGCGCCAUCCUCGGCUCUCCCUGACAGCCUCCCCACCUUGCACUCCCGAGAGGAGGGGGAGGUGGAGGUAGGAACCCCCCUGGUAGGGACCUCCAUAGCACCAGUGGAGGAAGUGGCAGACACCACUGAGACACCCAAAGAGGAAGCCACCACCACGGCCAAGGACCCCUCAGAGGAGAUAGGGACGGCGUCACCGCCACCCGAAGUCUCUCUGAGGGGCACCGACGAGGAUCGCCCGGAGGAGACGUGA
Harpegnathos saltator (Jerdon's jumping ant) is the source of this 1950-nucleotide messenger RNA. RefSeq lists its product as uncharacterized. The record is from RefSeq and is a predicted model, not a curated record. The transcript has 3 exons. The coding region runs from base 1 to 1950 and encodes 649 amino acids. NCBI's taxonomy places the organism in Eukaryota, Metazoa, Arthropoda, Insecta, Hymenoptera, Formicidae.